Molecule: messenger RNA, 3912 nt
Organism: Sabethes cyaneus
Lineage: Eukaryota; Metazoa; Arthropoda; Insecta; Diptera; Culicidae
Exons: 6
Coding region: 1-3912 (1303 amino acids)
Source: RefSeq, a predicted model, not a curated record
AUGAACACGGUGAAUUACGAAGAAAAUUUUAAGUUGUUUUAUCGGAUCGCAAAAGUGCUUAUUCUACAGCUAAAGGAUGAUGACAAAGUCCUUGCUGCCCAGUGGUUACGUAAGUUGGCCGCAUGCCAAUCGGACGCCGACUCCGAACUGCGAUGUCACUAUAUGACCCUGCUGCUGAUUACACUUCAGCAGCAACGGAUUGUCGGUCCUUUCAAAGAGCCUCCAGUCGGGGGAACCAAGCUGGAACCGUUCGCCGAAGAUUAUCAGCCCGAAGACAUUCAGCGACUGAUCAACGAUGAUCUGCAGAAAACGCCUCCUCCGCCGCUCACGCAGUUUGCUCUUUCCGGUGGUCCCAUGCUAACCGAGUUUGCUGUAGCGCAGGAAAUUCCGAAGUUUGGAGCACAUUUCUUCUAUGUGUGCUCCCUUCAGCCCGUCUACGAAUUUCAGCAAGCCUAUCAGUCACAAAUUCCACGCCCCUUGAGGGGGCCCACAAGAUCAACUAUGCGUGACCUGAACGCUGGCGUUGAGCGACUGUUGCGCGAAGAACGAAAGAAAAUAAAAGUUACAGUCGACAAAUCGGGUAAAAAGAGCAUACAAAUUAAAGACGAGCACUUUGCGGCCUUUUCGGAAACGGCAAGAAAACCCCGCGCAAUGUCGAAGCGAUUGCAAAAACGGUUAGGUGUAACUCUGCCAGAACCUGAACCGGCUACUGCUGACAGCUUCGAAGAGCCCUCUCCGAGACGUCCUGCUGGUCCUGCUGGAUCAAUAGCUGGGGCUGUAGCUGCAGGUGCCGCUUCUGCCGUCGCUACUUCGAAGCUAGGCACUCCUGGAAAACCAAAAAGCGCGAAAAAGUCCGGCAUUGCGAGACCCGGGAUCAAGCCUCCAGGCGCAGUGAAGUCUGGCACACGGUUGGCAGCUCCUGGAAGUGUCCAACGAAGACCCGCCCCAAAAGCUCAACCUGCCGCAUCCCCUGAACCUCAAGUCAUACCUGUUAGUUCUCCACUACGCUUCACGCGACAUCCGGAUGCUCCACCCACUCCACCGCUGUUUCUUUUUGGUGCACCCACCGGAGGUCAGGCUUACGAACAGGAAGCUUUCGAUGUCCCUGCUACGGAGAAAUUUGCUGUCUCCAAAGUCAAAUUUCUCCAGAAAAAAUGGUCCCCUAAGAAAAAACCCGGACGAGUUGAUGUACUGGAAAUCCUGGAGGAACAUCCAAUUACGGAGGAAAUUCUGCAGCUGGAGGCUGAAGCGAGACCACGCAUCCCUACACCGGAGAUAGUUGAAGAAGUUCGCGAAACAAAGCGCCGUUCACUACUAUUGAAAACCGUUACUGACGCUAAAACGCGUGAAUUAAUGGAGAAAUUCUAUGCCGUCAAGACCGCUAAACCGCGCAAACUUGAUUUCUCGCAGGAAAUCGAUGCUACCGUACCAACCGUUGCUGAUCAACAGCAACCGGUAUUGCUGGAUGACACCGCCGAGUUUUUGGCUGAAGAAGCUAUGGAUUAUUACCAACAAUUUGCAGACAGUCAAUAUAUUAUGCCUGAGGUAACACAGGAUAUGUCUUUGAUGCCAGGUCCAUCGUCAACUAGAUUAGACCUAGGCAGAGAAGAGGAACAAUUUGAAUUGCUAGACGAAAUGCCACCAUGGCAAGAAGAUUUGCAGGGCCAAUUGCAGCAGGAACCUUCGGGCGGAGCCUUGCAGGACGAGUUCUUAGCUGACAUCGAUAUUGAGUUUGCAGAAGAACCAAUCUAUGACGAUAGCUCGCUCUCAAUUUUAUAUGAGUCUCCCGCUAGGUCGCCGAUUGAUCACACCAGACGCUUACAGGAAGCACGGGCAGCCUAUCAGGACGUUGCCGCAAGUUUGCAGUACAGAACGCCUACCCCUAAGAGACCGCCGCAACCCCGAAGGAUUUCUCCAAAAGAUACGGCAGACCGUUUACUGGACAUAAGUGGAGCAGCGACGCCCAGAACACCGAGGAUGCAGCAACACAUGAUGGACUUGAUUACAGGUGAGACACCACCCGAAAUGAAAAUAAUCAUGCGAAAAAUCGCGGAUCAAGUGGAAGUGCAUAAAGAAAUAGUGGCUGGCAUCGUACCCAAGUCACCAUCGGUCGAACGGCUACGAAUUGAUCUUAGUAGAGGAGCUGAUGCGCUUGAAAAUCUGAAAUCCCGUUUACAGCAAUUACGUGAGGCCAGACAAGUGCAACCGAAAACUCCACCGAAAACACCGCUUGCACCCGUGUCUAUUCCUGAAACCCAACCAGAAGUCCCAUUUAGUCCUCUUGGGUUCCAACUACUGAACGUGUCGGAAAUGAUAGCAAACGCAAUGGAGAAUGCUCAAUUAUUGCAAGAUGUGGCCGAAGCUGUACCGGAGCCGAUUGUUCAAGAAGCCGCUAACCAGAGCUUACAGUCUGCAGUAGUUCUAGGCGAAAUAUCUGACCGACUGAAGAACCUGACAACGAUGUGGGAACAAACUGUGCAUGAUGUGGACGACGCAUCGUUAGGGCUGAUUGAGGAUGAAGAAAUUGGGGAUGAUAUUUUCGACAUGGAUGGAACGUUGGAUAGCAUGGUGGAAAGCCUGGAUAAGUCAGUGAAGGAGGUCAUCGCCGAGGGAGAUGACGUUAGAUCGCCAGCUGCUCAACAUUUACAAACUGCCCUACGAGAUUUCCAACGUGCUUUCCAGGAAAUCAGCUUGGAUCUAGAAGGAUCACUACUUGAAAGUAGCACGCCGGCCGAUGUGCUCUUGAACGAUGCUUUAGACGAUGCAGUGGAAGUGCUGGAACAGUCGAUGCAAUUGGAAAAGGCAGCAGUGAUGAAUGUUUCUGCUACGAAAGAGAAUCAGGAAGUUUUGAAGAAGAGUAGCGCUGCUACAGAGGGACUGGCUGAGGUACUCGAUCAAAUGGUUGCACUUGCACCUCCAUCUCCUACCCAAGGUCCUCAGAUUGAGCCUCAUAGGCGAGCUGACAUCGAAUCGCGACUAAAAACGCUUCGUAUUGCUUCACGUCAACCAGUUGAAGAAGAUGUUUUAGUCGACAUUUACGGAGAGGAAGAAGAAACGGAACCAGAGUUUGUGCCAUUUAAAAUCGACUUCUCCGAUGAUGAGGGAGAUGAAAUGAUUUUAGCUGAUGAGGAAAUGAUGACAGGUGACCUCUUGACGGAAGAAACAGAGGAUGCCGCGAAAGCGUUCUUUUCUAGACCCACACGACGUCCUUUACCAUUUUCACCGUCCCUUCUGCGAAAAACAUACACUCCUAAAGGACGUCACUCGGAGAAGCGACUGCACUUUCAAGAACAAAUUCAGGCUGAAAUGGCAAAUCUACUUAGCGUUGCAGAGCAGCAGCAAUUAGCGCUUUUGGAUGCAAGCCUUACGAUCAAUGACAACGCAGCAGAUGCUAGUGCGAUUGCUGCAAGCCAGCGUGUCGCACAGUCAAUGCUAAAAUCGCAGGCUGAAAUGUUCGAUAUGAUUUCUCAGGUUCAACAGUCGCCACGAGACAAGGCCUUCGGCUGGUUGGGCCCGAUGGCUUCCCAUGGAUUACCAAGGAAAUCUGGCUCAAAAGCAUCGCUGGGAGCUAUACCUAAAGCAUCUAGGUCUCAGGUAAGAAUGCCAGCUAGAGCGAAGGCUCCCUCUAGAGCAUCUGCACAGCCGACACCCGGUAGAGCAGCACCUUCCAAACCACCAGCAGUUAGACGCCCAGUGAAAAAAUCAGUUACGGAAGGACCGUUGGCGCCUCCGCCCGGUGUCAAGGUACCAAAACCUAGAGCUGGCUAUGACACUCCUGUUCCAGUCAAGCGGCCACCACAACCGAUUCCUCUACCGGGAACUAGCGGCGCCGCUCCGAGUACGGCUUCCACCUCUGUUCGGGCAAGUCUUCCGCGACCAACCUCAGCCUCCAGUACUAGUCGGAGGCGAUAA